GAGCUGGUGAGGACAGAAAACAAGAAAAAGACAUUUAUGAGCAGCUGGUGCCACCAAGAUUCCUGGAAAGAUUUACCAACAAGAAAGUGAGGAGAGGAGUCAGCAUUACCCUUUCAGUGAAGGUGGAAGGGACUCCAUCACCCUCAGUAACGUGGUUGAAGGAAGAAUCUCAUGGUGAAGACAUCCUCUGGAUCAAAUCGGAUACUCCAGGUUAUAAACUGGCCAGUUCCAAUAUGCAGCACAGUCUGAUCUUAUUGGAUGUGGAAAAAACCUAUAGUGGAAACUAUACGUGUAUUGUCUCCAAUCAGGCUGGUCAGUCUAUCUGUAGUGCUUCAUUGGAAGUUUUAGAUGCUGGGUCAUGA
Molecule: messenger RNA, 362 nt
Organism: Pseudonaja textilis
Lineage: Eukaryota; Metazoa; Chordata; Lepidosauria; Squamata; Elapidae
Source: RefSeq, a predicted model, not a curated record